AUAUAUGAAUGGCUGUCUUGUCCAAAGACAAUCCAUUGCAGUCAUCCAACUGUACGGUGCUGUUCGGACCCGUUAAUGGGGAAGUGAAAGUGAGCAGUAUGAAGUCGGGAUCCUUCGGCAAGGCUAAGAACAGAAAGGGAUCGAUGGAAGUGAGAAGAUACUUAGACAGUGGGGCUGUGUGGGUCUUUUUCAAGUACCACGACCCACCCCAACUCUUCUAUUUCAACGUGGCGACAGAAAAGAUAAAGGCAACUGCCUACCCAGACAAAUUGUAUCUAUCAUGUGUGGAUAACAGCAGCAUCUCUUACCAGUUUCAGCCUCAGUACAACUUGAAUGGGAAAGAAAUGUUUCGAAAAAUAGUUGAGGAUAUCAAUACCGCACUUCGAGAAUCAGCUGGCAAGAACAGUGAAUGUUCUUCUCCAAGAAUUCAGACGAAAGCGUUCAACGUUGAAGACGACAACAACAACGUAUCACCCACGAUAUCAAGCGCAAAGCGAUCUGCUAAGAGCAGCUUCUACAGCCAGGAUGUUUGCAGUGCUAGUGAACCCAAAUACCGGUCUCCAUUUGCCAGAAACGAAAACUCAGCCAGUACUACAGUGAUACCCAAAGCGACAAGCGUCGAUUUGUUCAAGGUCAAGACCGGAUGGACGGGAGAGACGGCUAAGCCCUCUCCACUUGCUCAAUCACCAUCCAAGACACUCGUAGUGAGAUCAGAAGAUACUGCGAAAGUCGACGGGUUUGUGAAUUUGGGCAACACUUGCUACAUGAAUGCAGUGCUGCAGGCCCUCCUUGCUGUGUACUCGUUCCAGUGUGACCUAAUGAGACCUGAACACGUCAAAGCAGUGUGCGAGGAAUUCUUUCUCCCCCAAGUGGGUUCGGUGUUCAAGUCGGCAUUGGACGAAUUCGAUCAUGCGCUAGUUGAGAACAAAGAGAACGAAAUGGCAAAAAGUGUGAACAAUGGUGUCAAAACUAGGCUUUACAGGGUAUUGAUCAAGCUGCUGGCUGACAAGAUGAAGCGGGACAAGGGUCUGUGUCAGCAGGGAUCUCUAGACAGCAGGACCCAGUUCCUCCACUCUCUGAAGAAGGCUGUCGCAUCAGUCGAACAACAGUUCUCAGGAUCGCUGCAGAAUGAUGCACAUGAGUUUCUUAGCUUGUUCCUCGACAUCCUUCGUGAAGAAGUGGUCAGAAUAAACUCCCGAGUCUCUGUCAAAUUGGAAAAGAGCUCAUCUUCGAAUGCGGAUUCAAUAGUAUGUCCUGUCAAUUCUAACUUUCAGUUGACUGUCAGACACACAAUAACGUGCACCGGUUGUCAACUGAAACAGGAACACGAUGAAAAAAUGUUGAUUCUGUCUGUGAACCUUCCUGUUGAAAUUGAAUCGGAGACAGUGGACCGAUCGACAAUUUUUGACCUGGUUUGCAAUUACUUCUGUGAAGAGUCACUGGAAUACACGUGCGAUGAGUGUGGUCACAGGGAAGCUAAACUGACUCACGAAUUGCUCACUCUACCGAGAGUGUUAGUGGUGCACCUCAAAAGAUACCAGGUCGGUGGCGAGGGUCUCAUCAAGGACUUCAGGAAGGUGCGCAUCUCGAAGUACCUUUCAAUGACGAAGCUAAUACAUGAGCACUGUGAGCUGCCUUCAGUUGCAGAAGGAGCAUUCGAGGAACCAAAGAUAGCAGAUUUUGACCUUUACGUCACUCCGAAGAAUCCUGAAAGCAGAAUCGACCGACUGAAUCUAGAAGAAGAAAAGAGAGAGAAUGAAACAGAUGAAGAUGGAUUCGCACCUGAUAACAUAGAGGACGAUUUGUUGAUUUUGGAGGAUGAGGUUAAGGCGGAAACAGAGGCACUUACGCGUGAUGAUGAGAGUCAUUUGAAAAAUAUUUCAUUAACAGAAAACAGAAUAAUGACGAAUAGUUCCAAUACCAAUAAGGCCUCCGGGGGUGCAGAGGCAAAGUUAAGAACGCCGACUAAAACUCCUCCGACUAAAUUUUUUGGCCGAUCGUCUCAGAAGAAAAAGCGACUAUCUCUAUCAGAUCGCAAAGUUAUUUCUCCAAUCAGAAAGAGCUGUAGCCUUAAAUCAGCUAGCAAUAGCGACAAGGGACCUAGGGGACGAGAUCGGGCUUCGAGACUCUUCGAAGAUGCAUGUGUCAGUCGCGAGGAUCUCAAAUACGUCCAUCCGGAAGAUGCAGCCAACGUGACACCGAGAAAAUCGAAACGCAUCGCAAUAAAAGAAGAUGAGAAAUGUGCAAGGAAAAUCGAAGUUUCCGACAAAUUACAGAACUCAAAAGCUUGGAAAUGUGACAGCAAACCCCAAGGAUCGCUAGCUGAUUAUUGGAACCAUAAAGGCAAUAGAAAAACUACGGAAACUGCGGUUUUGAGAAACGAGGAAAGCGCUGAUGAGGGGACUGAUUUGGCGCCUGGCAAGAAGCGGAAACGAGCAAAUUCUCCUCCUCCUUAUCGGCCAACGGAAGAUUCAGACACAGAAGAAAAGGAUGAUGCAGAGUUUCAAAAAGCUGUGCAAUUGAGUCUGCUGGAAGCUCCAAUUGACGAUAACUAUGACGAAGACCUGGAGAAGGCGCUGGCAUUGAGCAGGAUGGAGAUGCAUAAUGGCCUUGAGUUCCCACCCGGAUUCGAAGAACAGAUUUUUGAGAAUGAGAAGUCGGAAGACAAGUUUAAGGGGACUGUGCUAGGCGAUGACUUCCUCAACUCAAAUGGGUUUGAUGAUGACAUAUCUGCAAAAUGUGAGCAGCAUCAGCUUCCAAAAAUGGAUGGUGGUCGUGUUAAUAAGCCACUGAAUAUUAUCAAAGAAGAGGAAGUGGUUGAUAUAAGGAGUGAAGAUGAAGAACCAGAGCUGAUAGAGAUCAGUUUGAAUCCAAAAUCAGAAGGAGCUGAUACGAGCAUGGUUCAAAAUGGACCGAAGCUGGAGGUCAAAUCAGAGGUCAAGAAUGAUGGAAUGAAUUUUGCUCUGGUCGAUAACCACGAGGAAGAAGAUAUGGAUGUGGAGACCCUGGAUGAUGAUGAAUCUGCUGAUGAGAAGCCUAGUGGGAGAACCACACCUCCUCCAGUUGAUAUAAGUCUAGCUGCGCUUCAAGUUACAAGCACGCCAUCCAAUAAAGGUAGAAAAUCUUCUGGACUACCUGAUAUUGCCAAACUUUUAGACGAAAGUUUUAUUAUCAGUCCUACCUCCGAAAACCCAGGCAGUCUCGAACUAAGUUCGUAUAGCAUGCGAACCCAAGACGAUGUCUUUUCUGAAAUCCCUGCAGAGGCAGAAGAGUCUUUUAGAGAAGAAGAUUUUAUCCCAUUUUCUGUCAUCGGGGAUCCGAAUUCAAAUGAACAUGUUCUAAAUCAGAGGAUAGAAGAGACAGAGACGUCUAUUGACAAGUCAAGUCAAGAUUCGAAGAGAGAUAAUAAAAUCGAUGAGCGAACUACAGAGGAGACGACUAUUGUGAAACAAGAAGAUCUGAAAGAUGAGGAUGAGGGAACUACUGGUCUUGUUGCUGAGGAAGAAAGUUCUGCAAAAACAGACGAGGAAAAAGAACCAGUUAAUGAAGAAGAACAGAUCAAAGGGCUGGACCCUAGUCACACGUACCGUCUGUUGAGUAUCAUCUGUCAUCUGGGCCAUUCUGUCUCUGGAGGACACUAUGUGAGUGAUGUGUACAACCCUAAGACAGACUCCUGGUCCUGUUUCGACGACGAGACAGUCACCAACAGGGAAGAGAGGAAUGUGUUAGUCAGUAGACAGAAGCCAGGAUACAUUUUCUUCUACAUGCAUCAGUCAAUUUUUCCCGAAGCCGAAAGAGAAAGACAAAACAAAGCAGAUUCCGCGGAAACAUGACAUGAACAAAUUUUUGUUCUCAAAUGAUACUAUUGAUUUUUUCGAGAUUGAUUUGUAAUUGAUUGCUUGAAAGCUUUAUUAGCUGACUUUUAAGCUGCUGAUUCUUGUGUUGCUGAAAGAAUUUAGCU
Symsagittifera roscoffensis is the source of this 3961-nucleotide messenger RNA. RefSeq lists its product as uncharacterized. Gene Ontology annotation, molecular function: cysteine-type deubiquitinase activity. Gene Ontology annotation, cellular component: nucleus; cytosol. The transcript is spliced from 21 exons. Gene Ontology annotation, biological process: G1/S transition of mitotic cell cycle; protein deubiquitination. The coding region runs from base 9 to 3833 and encodes 1274 amino acids. NCBI's taxonomy places the organism in Eukaryota, Metazoa, Xenacoelomorpha, Acoela, Convolutidae. The record is from RefSeq and is a predicted model, not a curated record.